ACUGUGAGAAAGGCGUUCGAAAAAAUGUGGCACACGAACACAAUACUGUUAUUUUAUGUUGAAGCUUGUGGCCGGUCAGGAGAUGUCACUUUAAAUUUUGACACGUACCCCAAAUCAUUUUAAAUAAAGAGAAAUGGGCCAAAAAUUUCAAUAUGACGAGAGUGGGUCUACAUUUUUCUAUUUCUUAUUAUCAUUUUUAGUUCUUGUUCUGAUUCCGGCAACAUUUUAUUAUUGGCCAAAGAAGAAAAAAAGAGAUAUAUCAGAAGAGAAUAAGCAAUGCAAAUGUCCAGGAUGUGUGUCAAAAAGAGAAUAUUUGAAAGCAGCAGAACCAUGGAAGGGGCCAAAGAAUUUCCUAAUAAAACUCAUCAUAAUCGCUGGCUGGAUAAUUUUGAUUUUGUUGGCUUACAAAGUCUCCCAGUUUGAUUAUGAAAUGGCUAACUUUGACCCCUACGAAAUCCUGAAAAUUCCUCUAGGCGCCAGCCAGACUGAAAUCAAAAAAGCCUACAGAAAAUUGUCCUUGAUACUUCACCCUGACAAAGACACUGGUAAUGAAAAGGAAUUCAUGAAACUCACAAAAGCUUACCAGGCACUGACUGACGAAGAGGCACGGAGAAAUUGGGAGAUAUACGGAAAUCCUGAUGGGCCUGGAGCUAUGAGUUUUGGCAUAGCCCUACCAUCUUGGAUUGUAGAGAAAGAAAAUAGCGUUUGGGUUUUGGGGUUGUAUGCUCUUGUGUUUAUGGUAGCUCUACCUAUUGUGGUUGGUACCUGGUGGUACAGAAGUAUCAAAUUCACAGGAGAUCAAGUACUUUUAGACACAACCCAACUAUACUACUAUUUUUUUAAUAAAACUCCAAAUAUGGCUGUAAGACGUGUGAUAAUGAUUCUUGCAGCCAGUCUGGAAUUUGAUAAAAAACGUAAUUCUGAAAUCAUUGAAAGACAGUCAGAUAAUGAAGAAAUACCACAGCUUUUCAAAAAACUGCAAAAUUUGGGAGAGAAAAAUAAAGAAAGGCCACUUUGUUACUUGUACAGUAUAAAAGCGAGGGCAAUCAUCCAUGCUCAUUUGAGCAGGAUUCCUUUAAAUCCCAUCACGCUGGAGCAGGACAGAAAGUAUAUAAUUGGAAAAUGUCCUUAUCUGAUAAACGAACAAGUCAAUUGUGUCAAUCAGCUCAUAAUGUUGGCAUAUGCGAGAAGAAGUAAGUAUAGCUUUUUUGUUCAUAAGUAAAACAUUUCAGAAUUCUGUACA
Messenger RNA from Leptinotarsa decemlineata (Colorado potato beetle), 1243 nucleotides. It is a transcript of the gene Sec63, whose product is annotated as translocation protein Sec63. Gene Ontology annotation, biological process: SRP-dependent cotranslational protein targeting to membrane; post-translational protein targeting to endoplasmic reticulum membrane. Gene Ontology annotation, cellular component: Sec62/Sec63 complex. The record is from RefSeq and is a predicted model, not a curated record. Gene Ontology annotation, molecular function: transmembrane protein transporter activity; RNA binding. NCBI's taxonomy places the organism in Eukaryota, Metazoa, Arthropoda, Insecta, Coleoptera, Chrysomelidae.